Molecule: messenger RNA, 1013 nt
Organism: Epinephelus fuscoguttatus (brown-marbled grouper)
Lineage: Eukaryota; Metazoa; Chordata; Actinopteri; Perciformes; Serranidae
Product: centromere protein P
Exons: 9
Coding region: 121-1011 (296 amino acids)
Biological process (GO): CENP-A containing chromatin assembly
Cellular component (GO): nucleus; chromosome, centromeric region
Source: RefSeq, a predicted model, not a curated record
AUCACAGAAAUAGUUUCUCCCACCCCUCCGACACGUGGUAAGUGGUAGAGUCCAGAGAGCGCGAGCCUCCGAACUGUUUUGGUUGUCAAGGAGCGGAAACUGGAAUCAGUCAGUGUUUCAAUGAUGGAGAAGAUGAGCGAAGAGAACGUGGAGGAGGUGACGGUGCUGGAGGCUCAGAUCGAGCGCCUCCAGGCUGAAGUUGCAGCCUUGCAGGCCCAACAGCAGGACAACCAGAAGGACAUAACAUUCCACUUCAGAGGUCAAAUGCAGGAUGCCAUGUCGUACAUGUGUGGACAGAAAGAAGAAGGGGAGAAGGAGAAGUUGCUGUCAAGGCUGAAGGAGGAGGUGGAGGAGCUCGAGGAGGAUCUGAAGCAGCAGACUCAGAUGAAUGGCAUCAGUCUGAACAGCUGCUUCACAAAGACUCUGCAAAGCAGUGGCAGGAAGCAGGUCCAGCAGCUCUGUAUAUCAGGUCACUGCUCUGAAGGGGUCUUCCAGGUGGAGUUCCAGCUCUCUGAGGUCAAGGAGGGUCAGGGUACUCAGAGGACGAUCAAUGAUCUGAACGUGGUGAUGGACGCCAGCAACCUGCAGAACUUCAGCAGUUUCCUUUCUGGUGUGGAGGAGAGCAGGGAUCUUCUGCUGUUCUUCAGGACCCUCAGGACUUUCUCAGACAGAUGUGAUGACCGGUGCAGAACCUUCCAACACUUCCAGGAGAAGUACCCGUCUGUCGUCUCUCUUCCUGCAGGAUGCAGGUCAGAGGUCAUGACCCUGAACCACCCGGAGCUCCCUGGCUGCGUCUUGUUCAUUCACUGGUCAGUCGAGGUGUCCAGAGAGGGUGCAGUCACCCCAAAGAUCGAGCUGCUGACAAAGAUCCCUGAUACAGCGCUGCAGUUGUUUCCCUCUCAGGCUGUAGGCAGCGCUGCUGAGGCCUUUCAGAGCCUGCUGAGGAUUCUGGGACCUGAAGCCGCCAUGGAGGCCGUCAUCAUGGCGGUCAGCCUCUCUCAGGACACAUAACU